This is a messenger RNA of Girardinichthys multiradiatus, 4301 nucleotides long. It is a transcript of the gene raly, whose product is annotated as RALY heterogeneous nuclear ribonucleoprotein. The transcript has 10 exons. Gene Ontology annotation, molecular function: RNA binding. Bases 1044 to 1913 code for a protein of 289 amino acids. The record is from RefSeq and is a predicted model, not a curated record. NCBI's taxonomy places the organism in Eukaryota, Metazoa, Chordata, Actinopteri, Cyprinodontiformes, Goodeidae. Gene Ontology annotation, cellular component: nucleus.
AGUGCACGAGUCCGUCUUUUAUCUAUGCCUGUUCUUAACCCUCCUAAAGGGUGUCAUCCUCUUGUAUCAGUUUAUCCUUGGCUAUGUGUUGCAUUUUAUGUGAUCAGUGGUUAUGGUGUGUAAGCGUGCAGCAGUGAGCGGUGCGGCAGACAAGCAACAAGGGCAGAUAUAUUUAACUAGGGCGGCGAAGAGAUGAUUAGAAAAGGCCACAGAAUCAUACAUCCAUAACAUUUUACUCCCAAGCUCUGUUCAUUCUGGGAUUUACUUUUUAUAGGGCAUUGAUUAUAACUGUAUUAUUAUCAGUCAAACAAUCAUUUCAGCCUCCUGGAAUUUGCAGUACCUUUUCUGUAAUGGAGCUGAGUGGUCCAAACAUCAGAAAUUCUCACAUCACCAGGUCUGUAUAUGUGUCUUUGGCUCAUUUGUCUGUCCUGAAUCAUUAAAAUAGAAUGCAAGAUUAAUGUUGGUGAAUCAGUGUGUUCAGGCCAGGGAAAUAUUGUCGGAGUUCUGGGAGUUUCUUUCUGUUCACCUGUUUUACCUGCUACUAACCCCAUCCAACCUCUAGAUGGCACCAGACACACGGUAGGAGCUGAGUCCACAGGUGUUCUCCAUCAGCCUCAUCAGGAGAGGAGCUUAAGUACCCAACGUUGCCAACACUCCGGCGCCUGAGUGUUAACCUGCAGCGGUUACUUUCAGUUCCGAGCUUCUUAUCCAGUCUGCGUAUGCAGAAGAUCCAGACUCUCUCUCUGCAAGAGAACUUCACGGAUUAUCUUCUCAGUUGGCUGCAUUCUGGUUUCAAGUCUCCUCAGGCUUCCUGUGAACGAACCUGGCUCACCCUCCACCGUACUCUCCUCCAAGAUCAUCCACCUGGUGCUACCUCCACCUCAAGUGCAGACAGAAUUACCUGGACCAUUCACUUACCCGACACGCUCCCGGAGUUUUCCCAUCAUCUCACUUCUCCUCCCCCCUGGCGGAUCUCCUAAUCACCCUUUCCUCCUUGACUCCUGACACGUUCAUCUGCGACCGAAGACAUCCACCUCCCCAGCAUGUCGCUGAAAGUCCAGACCAGUAAUGUGACAAACAAGACAGACCCCAAGUCCAUCAACUCCCGGGUGUUUAUUGGCAACCUAAACACAGCAGUGGUGAAGAAAUCGGAUGUGGAGAGCAUCUUUUCCAAGUAUGGCCGAGUGCUGGGCUGCUCCGUGCACAAAGGCUUUGCCUUUGUCCAGUAUGCCAGUGAGAGGCAUGCACGAGGGGCUGUUGUUGGGGAGAACGGCAGGGUGCUCGCAGGACAAAUGCUGGACAUAAACAUGGCAGGAGAACCGAGGCCAAACAGACCCAAAGGCCUGAAGCGCUCAUCUGCUGCCCUCUACAAUGGCCAUGAGUUUGACUAUGAUCACUACAGAGAGGACUUUUAUGACAGGUUGUUUGAGUUCCGCGGCAGAGUGUCUCCGGUCCCUCGGGUGGUUCCAGUCAAACGCCCGCGAGUGGCAGUACCGCUGGUGCGACGGGUCAAAUCUCUGCCGGUCAAAGUGUUAGCAUGUAGCGCCUCAGUCCUUCCCACCAACGGCAACAAAAAGAGAUCAGCGGUGAAAGGAACGGAGCUGCAGGCGAUCAAGUCCGAGCUGACUCAGAUCAAAACCAACAUCGAGGCUUUACUGGGCAGACUGGAGCAGAUCACGGAAGAAACACGCAUUACCGCCACAGAUCUGAUCAAAGCAGAGGAGUGUCAGAGCAAGGAAGCAUGGCAGGAAGGGGAGGAGACGAGCUCGGAGCUGGAGGAUGAGGAGGAGCAGAGACAGAACAGUGAAGCUGAAGAGGAGGAGGAGGAAGAGGGAGAGCAGCGGCAGGAUGAUGCUUAUAACCACGGGGAGAACAGUUCCCUUUCACCAGAGACUGAUCCUGUUCAUCCUUGAGAGGAGGUGUUGAGGAGACAGAAAGAUGGAAAGCUGUGAACCAACGAGUGGAUUUAAUCACAGGAAGGCCAUCAAACAGCAGGGACUCUCAGAAACACACGUGCUAACACAGAUACACUGAAAAGAGACAGACUCGACACGUUGUCCAAGCCACAGGAAGACACUAAAACAGCAGGAACUACCAGAACGCAUCAGUUAUAAAUAUUUCUAAACGCACAUUCAUGGAGACUCAGCUCUGUGUCUACACCAUGGGGAGAUAGUAAAAACAGCAGGCUGUUGUCAGACUGGUUUCAUGCACACUUCAUGAAACAUCUCUCCAUGCUACUGCAGCGUCGUUUGGGAAAACCAAAGAUCCUCCCAGAUCUUAAAACACAACCAAAUGAACAUCAUCCUUUUUAAAUCAACUUUCUACGCAUUUCAGAGGAAUUUUAGCUUGUAUAAUUCCUACACCAUGGAGCUGAGCUAAAGCUGAUUUCAUGUUUAUGUAUUUUUGUUUAUGUUCAAUAAAUAAUCCCAGAAUAAAUUAUUUCACAUAGGGGUAAAUAAAGGGGAUCCAGAGGCUGUAACCUGAUUUUAUUUCAAUCCAUAUCAAGCUGCCAAACAGUUCAAAUUAGUUCACUACAUUUAACCAGUUUAUCCAUCAUUUUAAGACAUUUGGUAUGCCACCAAACUGUUUUAUUUACAAACAACAACAAGGUGAAACCAGUGCAAGAAUAACUUUUAGAUAAACUCAUAACUUGUGCUUUCAUGAUAUUUGUACAACUUUGGAAAUGUUUACAGUUGGUUGUGUGUAAAAAUGGCUUCAUUUGAAACUGCCUGCAAAAGGUUUUAAUAAAUGUUGUGAAAGCUGCAAAUCAGCAACCUUCAGCCAAGCUUAUUCUGCACAAAAUCACUCAGCCAAUCAGAUGCAACGAUUGUUCGCUAUUUUGAUAAAGUUUGUCCCUUGUUAAUGUAAAAUGCAAGAAGAUUAUUUUCAACAGUGUAUAAUGUCAUCAACAAUCCAAGAAUGUCUGGGAGAGGGGGGAGAAAAAACAUGGUUUUAAAGCACAGAUAAAAGGCUGCUGCAGCUGCUGUAUGUGAAACACAAACUUCACGCACUUUUCAUGCUCCGUCUUCAUGUCUUCUGGUUUGUUUUCCUUUAUUACCAACAUCUGCUUCUCAGCUUAUAAAUUCUGCUUUUGCUCUCCACUUUUCAUAAACAACUGUUCUAUUUUCUUAUUAAUCUCUCUAACAUGUUUUGCAUUUUGAUUUCUAUACCUUUGAGAAUUGUCAUGUUUUCUUUGUCUGUCUACUUCUACAUGUACAUGAACUUUAAUGACAUCCUAUUCUUAAUCCAAGGUCCAAUGUGUUGAUAGCUGUUGCCAGCAAUUAGUCUGUAAACAUCUUGCAAGGUUUAGGAGUGUGUUUAUAGUUAGAUGAGAAAACCAGAACUGCAGCCUCUGCUGUAGGUCAUCCCAAAGGUGUCCAUGAAGGUUGAGGUCAGACUCUGUGAAGGACAGGCAGAUGUCUCCACACCUGCAGCCAUGGAAGUGACUGGAACACUCACCUCACCAGAGGUUAAAACCCAGUUUCACUUAUAAACGGCUUAAUGUUGUCAUAACAUUUACAUGUAUCAGUUCAAUGUAUUGUGUAUUAUUGCUUCUGCUGCAGUUUAUCAGAAUCCCUGGAGAAAUGUAAAAAGUUCUCUUUUUUAAUAACUCAGAAAAGGUCAGGAGUUGUUUCUAAUUGUAGCAAAGAAAUAGUUUCUGCCUCACAAUAACGAUCUCUCACUCUUGACAUGGAUUAUUCUCUUUUUUUUAAAUUACAUCCGGAUUAGACCUCCAGCCCAAUUCUCUGACCCAUGGGGCAGCCUUCCUAGAAAACAGGCUGUUCAUAUUACAGCUUUGGGGCAGCAGAUGUUCAGUACUGUUAGGAGUAACACUGAAAUGUGUAGUAACAGCCCGGAAGAGUCAUCAAGGAACAAAUAUAAAACUAGCCAUGUAAAAUCAUGUUAAACUGGGCUUUCUUGAGCUUCUCCCUUUGAACAAGCUGUAUCUGCCUCAUCACUGAUUGUUUAAUUGGUUUUUAUCACUUUACACUCUGCAGGGUCAUGAGUGUCCACCUGCCCACCUGCAGUAAUUUAACAUAACAGUGGACAAAUUAAGUAGACCACUCUAUAAAUGACCCUAUGUGAAAAAGUAAAUACCCCCUAUACCUAGUUGAUCAAGUCUUGGCAGCAUCUAGUGUUUGUCAUAACUGGUAAUGAGUCUUUAACUUCUCUGUGGAGAAGCUCUGGCCCACUCUUCUUUGCAGAAUUGGUUUAAUUCAGACAUAUAGGAAUAAUUUGAUUGCAGUGAUUGCCUCAAAAAGUUGUGCAACAAAAUAUUAAGUUAAGGUACCAUCAUUUUG